Molecule: messenger RNA, 1568 nt
Organism: Mus pahari (shrew mouse)
Lineage: Eukaryota; Metazoa; Chordata; Mammalia; Rodentia; Muridae
Gene: Tmem101
Product: transmembrane protein 101
Exons: 4
Coding region: 63-836 (257 amino acids)
Biological process (GO): positive regulation of canonical NF-kappaB signal transduction
Source: RefSeq, a predicted model, not a curated record
AUCAUCCUCGCUGCCGGUCUCCCAGACCCGGCUGAGGCCGUAGCGGACUGCCCUUUCCCAAGAUGGCUUCGAAGAUUGGAUCGAGACGCUGGAUGCUGCAGCUGAUCAUGCAGCUGGGUUCCGUGCUGCUCACGCGCUGCCCCUUUUGGGGCUGCUUCAGCCAACUCAUGUUGUACGCUGAAAGGGCCGAGGCGCGCCGGAAGCCCGACAUCCCGGUGCCUUAUCUGUAUUUCGACAUGGGGGCAGCUGUGUUGUGUGCUAGCUUCAUGUCCUUCGGGGUGAAGCGGCGUUGGUUUGCGUUGGGCGCCGCGCUGCAGCUAGCCAUCAGCACCUACGCCGCUUACAUCGGGGGCUAUGUCCACUACGGGGACUGGUUAAAGGUCCGUAUGUAUUCCCGCACAGUUGCCAUCAUUGGCGGCUUUCUGGUGCUGGCCAGCGGGGCUGGGGAGCUGUACCGUCGAAAGCCCCGAAGCCGUUCCCUGCAGUCCACUGGCCAGGUGUUCCUGGGCAUCUACCUCAUUUGUGUGGCCUACUCGCUGCAGCACAGCAAGGAGGACCGGCUGGCAUACCUGAACCAUCUUCCAGGAGGAGAGCUGAUGGUCCAGCUGUUCUUCGUGCUUUAUGGGGUCCUGGCACUGGCCUUCUUGUCGGGUUACUAUGUGACGCUGGCCGCCCAGAUCCUGGCCGUGUUGUUACCUCCUGUCAUGCUGCUCAUCGAUGGCAAUGUCUCCUAUUGGCACAACACACGACGCGUCGAGUUCUGGAACCAGAUGAAGCUGCUUGGCGAGAGUGUGGGGAUCUUCGGGGCUGCCGUCAUCUUGGCUACUGAUGGUUGAGUUCCACAGGGAGAGCCUGGUUUGGGCACAGGAGGCCACCGCCGAAGGCCACCUUACCUUCCUCCUUGCUGGCCCAGUUGCUGUUUAUUUAUGCUUCUUGGUUUGUUUGUUAACUUUCUUCUUUUUUGAUUUUAAUAGUUAACGUUUUUUUGGGAAGAUGGGACCCUCGUGCUAAAGCUUCAUAGGGUUGUUGUUGGUUUUCUUGCCUGUUUUAGGGGAGAGUUGAGGCCAGCUGCUCCUCCCCAACGUGGCCAGGGAGAGAGGAGUCCCUGUGAAAGGAGUGAGGCAGAGCUGGGGUGCGCUAGGAGUCGGGGACAGAGGAAGAUUUGGAAGUAAGCAAAUGUGAAAAUUCCUUUUGGAACCUGACAGAUGCAGCUAAACUAAACAGUGCUUUCCAGACUAGUGUGUGUGUUCACACAUGUGUGUGUUCACACAUGUGUGUCUUCACACGUAUAGAAGGAGCCCUGUAAGGAGGGGCAGAGUGGCUGGUGCUAUAGACGUCACAUGGGCUCUUUGGGGGUCUGUUGGCUGGGGCAGGAACAAUCUCAGUUCUCUGACUCUUGCUCUAGAGUUGAGAGCAGGCCCUGGUGUGCUCCGGGAUGUGCAAGGUGGAGCAGGCCUUUCAGUCAGCCUGCUGCUGCAUCUGUUCUCAGCUUCUAGAUUGGCUGGCUGAGUGGAGCACCCUCCCAAACACCAGACCACACUGUCCUCCGAAAAUAAACAUUUUAUACA